Messenger RNA from Prunus persica (peach), 1509 nucleotides. RefSeq names its product probable thiol methyltransferase 2. Gene Ontology annotation, molecular function: S-adenosylmethionine-dependent methyltransferase activity. The coding region runs from base 507 to 1232 and encodes 241 amino acids. Lineage: Eukaryota; Viridiplantae; Streptophyta; Magnoliopsida; Rosales; Rosaceae. The transcript is spliced from 8 exons. The record is from RefSeq and is a predicted model, not a curated record.
GACUGAGUUAUCAUAGAGACGUUUGUUUUGUUCUUAUCUUGCAUGCAGUAGACACAGUUUAUGGGAUACGCAAGCGGACUGUGAAGUGAAGUGAACACAGCUUGAUUCGAGAAAUUGACGGAGCAAGUUGUCUUAUCUGUUGUUCUUGAAUGUAAUCAAAUCAUCACCUUGUUCAAAUAUUUGCAAUUAUUUUGGAAACACUCGAAAUACAUAUAUGAUAUACAUCCUCCCUCCCAACUCCCAAAACGAAAAAGGAUUACAAUAAUUUAUUAUUUCACGGUCCAGCACCAGGCCACAAUCACAAAUUUACAAUCGUGUUUUGUUUUCUCAUUCCAACUCUCAACUCAAUCCAGUCCGAUCUGGCUUACCAAGGAAGCCUUAUCAUCAUCACUACCAGUACCAGUAGAAGAAGAGGAUAUCAUUUCCUCUCAACAUGCGUUAGGAAUCUCAAUCUUGUGCCUUCCAUUCCCUCGAAAACCCUCCUUGGUCGUGCCAACCAAUCCAGGAUGAUGAGGAAAGAAGACCCCCGCCCCCCCAAGAUUAUCGAAGCACAGAGCAUUUCCAUACGAUCUCACCACAACCCUCCUGCCGUUGAUAAGCUUCAACAACUCCUGUCUACAGGUGGUGGUGGUUCUGGUUGGGACAAGUGCUGGGAGCAAGGUUUGACCCCUUGGGAUUUAGGACAGCCAACGCCAGUGAUUGCGCAUCUUCAUCGUCAGGGUGCCCUUCCCAAGGGCAGGGCUCUUGUCCCUGGUUGUGGCACUGGUUAUGAUGUUGUGGCAAUUGCAUCCCCCGAACGCCAUGUCACUGGAUUGGACAUUUCAGAGAAUGCCAUUAAGAAAGCAGCCGAGUUGUUUUCCUCACUUCCCGAAGCACGCUAUUAUAGCUUCUUAAAGGUGGACUUUUUCACUUGGCAUCCAACUGAAUUGUUUGAUCUCAUUUUUGAUUAUACGUUCUUCUGUGCUGUUGAACCAGAGAUGAGAUCAGUGUGGGCACGAAAGAUUCGAGAUAUUUUAAAACCAGAUGGGGAGCUCAUAACACUAAUGUUUCCUAUCAGUGAUCAUAUUGGUGGACCCCCUUACAAAGUGUCAAUUUCAGAUUAUGAAGAGGUGUUGCAUCCCAUGGGCUUUAAGGCAACCUCUAUCGUAGACAAUGAACUAGCUGUUCCCCCUCGCAAGGGAAGAGAAAAGCUUGGAAGGUGGAAGAGAUCUCUAAGCGAAUCCUCUCUCUGAGAAUGAUCGUUGUAUAUUUUUCGUUUGCCCCCCAGAGGAUUAUAAGUUUGGAAACGAGAGGGUGGAUGGAGGUGGUGUACGUUUUGACUCUAUUCCUCUUCCUCAACUUUAUGAGAACGGGAGCUUCGUGAAGUUAGUGCAUUAGGCUGUCUUUUCUUUUUUUUUUCUUUUUUGGUUUGAAAAGAAAGGAAAAAAUAAUUGGAAUUGAUCAAUUAUGUUAUACUUUCGUUCCUAGUUUUAUAUGUCGAGCAUCAUGUCCUCUCUUCAUUGCUUAUUA